GCUGUAUAUUUGAACCAGAAGGAAAUGCAUGCAGUCUGACAGACAGCACAGCUGAAGAACAUGUCCUGGCCUUGGUAGAGCACGCAGCAGAUGAAGCACGGGAUCGGAUCAAUCAGUGUCUCCCAAACAGCAAGAUAGGCUACCUGAAAAAGAACACUGAUGGAUCUUUGAUCUUCAGUGUACUCAAUCCAUCAGAUCCUGAAACAGAAGUAGAGGAGGAAAGCCAUCCAGUGGAUCUGAGCUCUCUAUCCAGCAAAUUACUACCUGGUUUUACAGCAUUAGGCUUCAAAGAUGAAAGAAGGCAUAAAGUUACAUUUCUUUCAAGUGCUAAUACAGUGGUUUCAAUGCAAAAUCACUCUAUCUUUCAUGAUCUGAAAAUGGAUGAAAUGGAACUGCUAUAUUCAGCAUAUGGGGAUGAGACUGGGAUUCAAUGUGCUUUAAGUCUUCAAGAAUUUGUGAAAGAUUCUGGAACCUAUAGUAAAAAAAUAGUAGAUGACUUGCUGGAUCAGAUCACUGGUGGGGAUCAUUCCAAGUCUAUUUAUCAACUAAAACAGAGAAGAAACAUUCCAAUGAAGCCACCAGAUGAUCUCAAAAUUGGAGAAGUCAUUGGAGAUAAUAGUAGUUCUGUUUUGGACUUUUUAUCUAUGAAAAGCUAUUCAGAUAUGUCACUUGAUAUAUCCAUGUUGAGUUCAUUAGGUAAAGUAAAGAAAGAACUUGAUCAUGAUGACAAUCAUUUGCACUUGGAUGAAACAACUAAAUUAUUACAGGACCUUCAUGAAGUACAGACUGACAGAAUAGGAUCCAGGCCUUCCUCCAACCUUAGUUCCCUCUCUAAUACUUCUGAAAGGGAUCAACAUCAUCUAGGAAGCCCAUCUCACCUAAGUAUAGGAGAACAGCAAGAUAUGGUCCAUGACCCCUAUGAAUUUCUUCAAUCUCCAGAAUCUACAAAUGUCAAUAAUUAAUCUCAAUUAUACUGUACAUAUUAACUGUAUAACAGUUAAUAGAAUCCCAUGAAACAGUAUGCAUUUCAACCCCAGCCUCCAAAUAAGAAUUAAUGUUUAGUAAUAUGUAUACAUUUUACUUGGAUAAAAAAUGUCAUGGUAUUUGUACUAUCAGAAAUAAUAUUUUAGCAAUAUGUGCAAUGGACCUGAAGGAGUUACAAAUUAUGUACUUAAAAAAAACUUGUUUAUAAAAAAUGGCUAACCAGCUGUUUAUCAUGCUUUUGAUUGUUACACAUACUUGGUGUAUAACUAUGUAUAUAGAAAAUUUGCUAGAUAAAUUUAUUUCAUUUGUAAUACAAGUUUUAGAAAUAGAAUAGUUUUCGUAUUUUCCCUCCUGUCAGUUUUUCAUUGCCAAGAUGGCCUGAUGAAAAGAAAGUUAUUGACUCGUCAUGAAAAAUGAAAAAGUACUCUUUAGAACUUUUUAAAAUUAAGUAUUUGAAAUUUGAUAUUGAAUGAUUUUUAAACAUUAUGUGGAAACCAGAAUAAUACAUUCAUUUACAGUAUUCCAAAUAUUAAUAAAUGUGUACGUGUUCUGAA
Molecule: messenger RNA, 1538 nt
Organism: Protobothrops mucrosquamatus (brown spotted pit viper)
Lineage: Eukaryota; Metazoa; Chordata; Lepidosauria; Squamata; Viperidae
Product: bromodomain-containing protein 9
Exons: 9
Coding region: 345-962 (205 amino acids)
Biological process (GO): regulation of transcription by RNA polymerase II
Cellular component (GO): nucleus
Source: RefSeq, a predicted model, not a curated record